CACCCCACGUCCAGGGAACCUCUCUCUCUCUCUCCCUCAACUCAACUGUCAUUUUCUCACAUAUACUUCACACGAAACAAACAACAUUUCACUUCCCAUAUACCUUGUCACUUCCUCUCUCUCUCUCUGUUUACAGUUUCUCUUUCUAAAUCUCAAAUCUCUACUCUGCACUGCAACAAAUCAAACACCUUUAGAAUAUCCAUUUACUCACCUUUUUCUUGCACAUCAUCCUUCAAAAUUUUCUUUGUUAUGCACCAAAAGGAAAUUGGGCUAGAAGAAGAAGAAGAAGAAGAGAAGAGAAAAGAAGAGAAAUGAAUAUAGAUAUAGAUAGAUAUAGAUAGAUAUAGAUAGAGAGUUUGUCCUUGAGAAGAUGGAACUAUUCCCAGUACAGCCAGAUUUGUCCUUGAAAAUUACCCCUCCAAACACCAAAUCCACAUCAAGUAAUUGGAACAAGAGAACCAAAGAAGAGGAGAUGGAUUUGGGGUUUUGGAAGAGAGCUUUGGAAUCAAAAACACUCAAAACAGACCUCUCCCUCUCUAAUCCAAGGGUUUUUUCUUCUUCUUCUUCAAACACCAACACCCUUAACCCCAACCAUUUCCAUAACAACACUGCUAAUACUAUCCAACAAAACCAUUUCUUUCACCACCAAGACCUACCCAUAAGAGGAAUCCCACUCUACCAAAACCCUCCUUUCUCAUUUCCUCCCUCUUCUUCAACCCCUUUCCUUAACUCACGCUUCCCUCCCAAGCGUAACAUCAGAGCUCCUCGGAUGCGUUGGACCACUGCACUCCAUGCUCGCUUCGUCCAUGUCGUUCAACUUUUGGGUGGCCAUGAAAGGGCUACACCCAAAUCAGUUCUUGAGCUAAUGGAUGUAAAGGAUCUCACUUUAGCCCAUGUUAAAUCUCACUUGCAGAUGUACCGAACAGUGAAAACUACUGAUAGAGCUGCGGCAUCAUCGGGGCAAUCUGAUACUUAUGAUAAUGGGUGUUCUGGAGAUACUUCUGAAGACUUGGUGUUUGAUAGAAACUCUCCAAGGAGGUCUGAUCUAUCUAUUAGGCAGGCAAGAACAAGUGUUAAUCAAGAUAUUGGAAAUGGUAGCCUUUGGAACAACUCUUCAAGGCAAGCCUUGUUGCAUGGCAAGCCAAACCUUCAUUCCAUUCUCAACCUGCCUUCUGUUGAGGGAAUGGAUCCAAAGGUCCAAAGCAAUGAAAUAUCAGAUGGAAACUCAUCCUCAGACAUUGCAGAAUCAAAUGGCAAGAAGCCAAAUUUGGAUUUGGAGUUCACCUUAGGUCGAUCACUUUGA
Molecule: messenger RNA, 1303 nt
Organism: Vigna radiata var. radiata (mung bean)
Lineage: Eukaryota; Viridiplantae; Streptophyta; Magnoliopsida; Fabales; Fabaceae
Product: probable transcription factor KAN2
Exons: 6
Coding region: 371-1303 (310 amino acids)
Biological process (GO): regulation of DNA-templated transcription; abaxial cell fate specification
Cellular component (GO): nucleus
Molecular function (GO): transcription cis-regulatory region binding
Source: RefSeq, a predicted model, not a curated record